Messenger RNA from Mytilus trossulus (common blue mussel), 935 nucleotides. RefSeq lists its product as uncharacterized. The transcript has 2 exons. Lineage: Eukaryota; Metazoa; Mollusca; Bivalvia; Mytilida; Mytilidae. Bases 12 to 491 code for a protein of 159 amino acids. The record is from RefSeq and is a predicted model, not a curated record.
GUGAUGCAGACAUGACUUUCAUUGAUGUUUUUGUUGGUUGGCCUGGGUCAGUUCAUGAUGCAAGAGUAUAUAGGAAUUCACCUCUGGAGGAAAAAGUUUCCCUUCUGCCAAUUGAAAGCCAUUUAUUGGGAGAUGGUGCCUACCCACUGACUAAUGGGCUAAUCACACCAUACAGAGACACAGGCAGACUUGCAAGUGAGGAAUUGAAAUUUAACAAAGUGCAAUCUGCAACCAGAAAUAAAAUAGAGUGCACAUUUGGCAUGCUGAAAGGCAAAUGGAGACGUCUUAAAUAUUUAGACAUGCUUGACAUACCAUGCAUGGUGGAUUUAAUUUUUAGCUGUACUGUUAUACACAAUUUUGUUAUUCAAAGAGAAGGUACUCAUCUCGAUGAUGACUUUGAUGAUGAAGACACUCUUCAACCUCCCAAUUUGGAUGUGCCAACACGAUUAGCAUUUCAAAAGAGGGAUAUGUUAAAGAUGUCCAUACAGUAAAUAGUGUCUUGUCCCACGGUUUUAAUAAUAUGUCUAAAAGUUUCCAUAGGUUAAACAGGUCCUUAUGUUUUUUUAUAUCCUUGAAAUGACAGACUUCUGUACCUCAUAAAAGAUUAUCUUCCAACGAGAAAGCAGAUCAUAGAUACUUUUCUUUUGAUUUUUAAAAUACUUAAAACAAUACCAAUGCAAAUAACAGUUUUCCACCCUUUAAAAAAAUUAAAUAUUUGAAAAAAGAUUGAAUGAUUGUUGGUUGUUUUCGGUUAAGUGGCAAAUAUUUCAUGCCUAUUCAGGACGAUCUCAAAAUGAGGAACUGCAUGACAUAUCAAUAUCUUUUUAAAGCUAAAUGCUAAAUGUGUUUCUUAACUUCAAUAUGCUAUUCUGAAUUAAUACAAUAAUUUGUUAAUUCCUAUAAAUUUGAAAAUAACUAUCAUUUAUUUCAUGCAU